Molecule: messenger RNA, 1710 nt
Organism: Neohortaea acidophila
Lineage: Eukaryota; Fungi; Ascomycota; Dothideomycetes; Mycosphaerellales; Teratosphaeriaceae
Product: transcriptional repressor TCF25-domain-containing protein
Exons: 1
Biological process (GO): rescue of stalled cytosolic ribosome; ribosome-associated ubiquitin-dependent protein catabolic process
Cellular component (GO): RQC complex
Source: RefSeq, a predicted model, not a curated record
AUGUCGUCGCGAGCUUUACGCAAGGCCCAGCGAGAGCGCGAAGAGCAGGAACGGGCUCAGAAGCUGGAAGCAGAGGAGCAAGAGGAGAGCGAAGAAGAGAAUAAUGUCGCUACGCCAGCUGUGAGGAAAAGUGCGUUUGCACUGUUGGGAGAAGAGGAAGAAGAAGAGGAAGAGGAUGGCGAGGACGGCGAAGUUUCAAUAAGAGACAGUCACGUCUCUGACCAAAGUACAACCACCACCCACGAGGUGUCAAACUCCAAAAAGAAGAAAAAGAAAAAGAAGAAACCCAAGGCGACGAAUACAAUACCUCCGCCAUCACAGGAUGAAGAACUCGACGAAAUCGACAAGGCUCUCAAACAACUCUCCACCAAUGGCAACAGCUCCUUAUCUGGAUCCACGCAUGCUGGCAUUGAUGCAUCUACCGAAGAAACUGGCCAGCUUCUCGCCAUCGACACCAACCAUCUCCACUCCCAAAACGAAAUGCGACAUCUCUUUGGACGCACAGCCCUCGAGAAUCAGGAUGACGACGCACCUGCCCCUGAAGCGGCAAAUGUAGGUGGCAACAGGCGGCAGCAGAGGAGAGUGCAACAGCUGGGUCUCGCCGAAGCUUUACGCAGACAACCAGGACAAGGGGGUCGGUCGAGCGGUCUCACGGCAGCUGCUUUACGCAGGAAUAUCUUCAUCCAAGGCAAAGAAGAGUGGCCUGUCGCCCCUGGCGGCGGACUGGUGAUGGAAAUUGAGGAAAAGAGAGCCGAUGGCACCAUCCUCUACCGCUUCACACACAACCGCUUCUACCAGGACGUUCAAGCGCAGUUCCAAAUGGCCGUUGAAUCCAUGGAUCCCCAACGUCUCGUGACUUUGCUCCAACAUAACCCAUUCCACAUCUCUACGCUCCUCCAGGUCUCCGAAAUUGCAAAGCAAGAAGGCGAUCACGCCACAUCUGGCGACCUCCUCUCCCGUGCUCUCUUCUCAUUCGGCAGAUCUGUGCACAGCACCUUUGCGAAGACAUUAGCAGCCGGCAAAGCUCGACUGGACUUUCGACGGAUGGAGAACAGAGAGUUCUGGCUUGCGAGUUGGCGAUAUAUGCAGAAUCUGUCUAGACGUGCUUUGUGGCGGACGGUCUACGAGUGGAGUAGACUCCUACUGUCCCUCGCACCGGAAGAUGAUCCCUACGGAAUGCUGUGGGUAUGGGAUCAGUACGCUUUACGAGCCAGAGAGGAUCUAGAUUUCCUGAAUACUGCUCGCAGCUCAGUUUUCAAGGAGCGAGUGAAGACCCUUCCGAACGUUCAAAUCAGCCAAGGGCUUGCCGAAUAUCGUGCAGGGAAUAAAGGCAAAGGGCAGCAGGCACUUUUCAGCGCCUUUGGUCGAUUUCCCUGGGUUGUGGCGAGGUUGAUGCACGAGCUGGAUAUACAGCCACCGCCUGGCAUAUGGGGCAAAGAACCAAGGACGGACAAGGAGAAGCUGGAUUGCGAACUCUACGCGACUAGAGCCAAGGAUAUCUGGAAGACACCGGAAAACUCCGCUCUCCUGCUUGAGAUCGCUUCAGCUUUACCUCCUGAUACUCCACCGGCGAAGAUCGAUGACACGCCAAUCGAGGAAAACCUAGCGAGGCAUGUACUUCUCUCGGACACGCCUGCGUUGAUUGCGUUGAUUCCCAGACGCUACACCACUGCACUGCAGUCGUCUUCCGACCCUCUCCCUCCGCAAGAU